AUGGCGUCCAAACCCCACGUCGUCAUCUUCCCCUUCAUGGCUCAAGGCCACACCAUUCCUAUGCUGGACCUUUCAAAGGCCCUCAGCUUCCGAGGGCUCAAGAUAACCAUCAUAACCACCCCUUCAAACUCCUCCUUCGUCAUCUCCUACGUUUCACAAUCCUUAAACAACAACAUCCAUCUCAGAGAAAUCCCAUUCCCCCACGCCCACCAACUCCCCAAAGGCUGCGAAAACACCUCCCACCUUCUCUCCCCCGACCAGCUCCUCCCAUUCCUCGCAGCAACAAAACAGCUCCGACCACCUUUCGAGCAGGCUCUCAGAGACAUGUCCAAGCUUCCGGACCCACCAUGUUGUGUUAUUUCCGACACUUUCUUGGGGUGGACCAACGGAUCCUGUCGGGCUUUCGGAAUCCCCCGGCUGGUUUUUCAUGGGAUGGGGGUGUUUGCAAUGGCGGUGAAGAAAUCUUUAUCCAUCCACCAAAACCACAACAAGUGUUUGAUGAAGUCGUCGUCCGACACGGAACAUGUCGACGUAACAGGACUAAUGCAGCUUCGAUUUCCGCUCACAACAGCGGAUUUGCCGGAUUCCCUUAGGCAGAUGGAUAGUUGCUUGUCGGAGUUCUUUGUAGAGGCUGAGAAAUCUGAUUUGGGAAGCUGGGGUGUGAUUGUUAAUAGCUUUAUCGAGCUAGAAAAAGACCAUGUUGCCCCAUUGGAGUGUUUGUACGGGAAUGAGAGUACCAGGGCAUGGUGCGUCGGUCCAUUAUUUUUGUAUGAUGAUCAAAUGGAGGGAGGGAGAAAUUAUCAUGAGGAGGAAAUUGACAGUUUUUUGAAGCUGCACGAGCAAGAAGAAAAAUCAGUGAUAUAUGUGGCAUUUGGGUCGCAGGCCGAUUUGUCAGACACCCAGCUUGAUGAAUUGGCUUAUGGGCUGGAACAAUCCAGAGAAAAUUACAUCUGGGUUGUACGAUCAAAGACUUGGGACCCACCGAUCAAAGGGAGAGGACUGAUUACUAAAAAUUGGGUGGAGCAGAAACGGGUUCUGGGCCACCGGGCUAUUGGUGGGUUUUUAAGCCAUUGCGGAUGGAAUUCGGUAUUGGAGAGCCUGUCGAUGGGGGUUCCAAUAUUGGCGUGGCCCAUGCAAAAUGAGCAGCACCUGAAUGCCAAGUUCUUGGUGGAGGAGGUCAAGGCGGCGCUCCGGGUUCCGACGGUGGGCCGGGAACGGAAGGUUGUGAGGCGGGAAGUGAUUUGUGAAGCGGUGAAAGAGUUGAUGGGAGGAAGGAGAGGGAAGAAGGCAAGAGAGAAAGCAAUUGAGUUGGGGAAAUUGGCGAAGAGAGCAGUCCAGGUUGGUGGGUCUUCUUACAAGUGCUUGGAUGAGCUAAUUCACCAGCUUCCUCUUGAGAAUGCCAUCCAUCAUUGA
Corylus avellana is the source of this 1413-nucleotide messenger RNA. RefSeq names its product UDP-glycosyltransferase 90A1-like. The record is from RefSeq and is a predicted model, not a curated record. Gene Ontology annotation, molecular function: UDP-glucosyltransferase activity. NCBI's taxonomy places the organism in Eukaryota, Viridiplantae, Streptophyta, Magnoliopsida, Fagales, Betulaceae.